AUGGGAGAAGUAUCAAAGUGGACUACGGAAAUGUUAGGAGAAAUGAUGAGCGGAAAUAAUCAGGGAAUUGGUGAAGAGAAAUGUCAGAAUAUUAAAAUAAAUGGAAGAAGAGUAACGAAGGAGGAAAAGAAGGUGUGUGAGUUUAUUGUACAGAACUUAUGGAACAUGAAAUUAAUGAGUACUGGUCCAUGUGAAAACAGAAGUGCUGCUGACAAAAUGAGGGACUAUGUUCACUGUGCAGUAAUGAAGGCGUGGUCUUAUUUGUACCUACAAGAUCAUUGUGAUAAGGGGCAUGUUAUUCAGAAGGCAUUUGAUGAAAUGAAGAAAUUGAGCGAAACACUUGGUACUAUGGGGAAGGUAGGCCAAGGAUUCAAUACUGGGGUUCAGUGUAAAGAAUGUGAUUAUAGUGAAGUGCUGGAACCUAUGAAAAUAUUAAGCAAUUUCAGUUUGCUAGGAACUAUUCUUGGUGCUAUAAGAAGUAAGAAGGAAGUUAUGACACUAAUAAAUAAGGAGCCACCGCAGGAACAAUGUACACCAGAACAGAAGAAUGCUGCAUCGGAAUUAGUAGCAAAUCUUAUGAAAAAUAGUGGUUACGUGACUACUGGGUUACCAUUGAAGGUAGCUCAGGCAACCACCCCGGAAACUAAGUUCAAAUAUGAUUUUUUGUUAAAAUGGAUAUUGGCAAGGGGUGACCCAAGUUUGAAUAAAAUAAAUAAUGCGAUAUGGAUUGAAUUGUAUACAGUAUUUAAGGACAUGAUGAAAAAUAUAGAUAGGGAUGGGUUUAAUGAUAAAGGGUACUGUUCCGAGAGAAACUGGGACAGUAAAACUAAAGAGUUAUGUAAAAUUUUAUUAAGACUAUUCUUCUGGAUGGAUGGAUUAAAGCAAAAAUGGGAAGGGAAAACAGGCGAUGAAAGAGGAUACUUCUAUUGGGACAAAAGGAAUGAUAAUGAAAUUACACCAAAAGAUUGGAAACUCCAAUCCUAUUAUAGAUGUUUAGUUGGAAAAGUAACUAUGAUGAGCAUGUUAGGCACACAUUGCAGGAUGGAAAAAGUAUUACCAAUAGUUACAGGUGGUGUGGGAGGGAUGAGGAUGGUUAAGAGUAGUGGGAAGGGGAAUGAACUGUGUAGGGGAUUGAAUCUCCGGAAUUUAAAAAUGGGAAGAAGGUUAAUAUGGAGAGAAGUACUGCAAUGGAUAAAUGACUAUAAGAGGGAAGAGCCAGAUCUUGGAAUGGAUUUACACGUAGUACAGGCAGGAAAAACUACACUGCACAGAAUAAGGGACGAAGGACAAGAUGAGAAAUAUUGCCCACACGAGAAGAAAAUCGAGAGGGAAACAUUAAAACAAUUAGAAAUAAGAGCAGACAGCGAUGAAGACCUGUCUCUAGAGGAAGAGAAUGAACCUUUGGACAAGUCUGCUCUGGAAGGACUACUGCAGAAAGCAAAGGAACUGCAGAGCCAGGGGCAGGAUGCAAUGGCGAAACAAUUAGACCAGUCCUUAAAGGCAUUAUCAGUAAAAUCAAGGACUAGGGCACCAGCAAUACAGCAGAAAGGUGAAGACUGUAAGGGUAAAACUGACCUAUGUAAUCGCGUAAAUUGUGUAUCAGAUAAGUGGCACCAGAAUAGAGAUCAUAAUAACGGAGUGAAAUGGAGUAAUAUGGAGAGUGAUAUUAACAAGGAGGCCGAAAAAAUGUUUGACUAUAUAUCUAAUAAGAACGCAGAUAUGGAAACUCAUUGCAAGGGACUUUCACAGCCAAAUAGUAGAAUAGUCACUGACCCAGAGAAAAAAGCAUGCCAAUACAUCACUUCGGGGUUGAAGUACAUAUAUGAAAUUGAAAUAGAUCAGGAUGAUUUGAAAGAUAAGGGAGGAAAGAAGAAAGAGAGUGACGGAGAGAGGAAGAGGAAGGCUGCCGAUAACAGGGAUUUUAAGCAAACUAUGUCCUGUCUGCUCCUAAACGCCUAUGCGGAUAAGUUGCAAGAGAAGGUUACCUCUCCCUGUACGGUCGAUGAGGCUACAAUAAGGCAAGCAUUUGGGGAAGGAAAUAAGCAUCAUACAAAGUGGUGCAAAGAUAAGAGUAAUGGUUGUGAAAUAUGCAACUGGGAUGAGAAAUAUAAAAAUUGUAAAAUAAUCAAUGGCAAAAACGAAGGAGUAGAGCCUAAGUUGAAUUCCUUGUUCCAGAAUAAUGAAAAAAAAAAUAAAUUAGAUAAAGCUAUGAGUGAUAUAAGUACCUUAUGCAAUCGUGCACAAUGUGUAACAACACAAAGGACCAGGGACAAAAGGAAAGCGAGGGGAAAAACGAAAAGGGUGGUUUGGGAGAAGAACAUUUGGGAAGAGGGGGACGUGGAGAAAAUAUUGAAAGACCUUUCUGAAGCUAUAAGCAAGGAAAAUGGAAUCGAUGAAAGUUUAUGUAAGGACACUGAAAAAAAAGGUAGUACAGCUUCGGACACAGAAAAGAAGGCAUGUAAUUACAUUAUGAGGGGGUUAAAACAUACAUAUGGUAUUGAGAAAUAUGGAGGCGGCACAAAUAAUGAACCAGAGAACAACAGAAAAUUUGAUCAAACUAUGUCUUGUGCAGCAUUAAAUGUUUAUGCAGAUAUGCUUAUAGAAAAAACAGCGGGGCAUGCGUGCCCCAUCUUAGAGGAAAAAAUACAAAAAAUGUUCGAAAAAGGAAAUACUAAGAAGGAGGACUGGUGUGUGGAUAAGGAAACUGGUAAGAGUAAUAAUUGUGAUGAAUGCAAAAGACAAAAGUGUGAAAAUGCCAAGAUAGGAGGAAAGAACCUAUGGAAUGAAAUGAAAGAGAAGCUGCUAAAUGGGAAGGAUAAGAGCAAAAUAGAAGAAAAUCUGUCUACUAUAACUACUUUAUGUAAGCUGAGUGCGCAAUCGGAGGCUGCUGCAAAACCCGUUGACCACCAACCAGCAUCACCUCCAAAUGCAGAGGGAUCAGGUAAAAGUGAAACUUCACAAAGUAGUCCAGGUAAUUCUCAAAGUAAAAGUAUCAAAAUUAAGCAUGAAUAUGAUGACCCCAGGGAACUCAUCACUCUCUUGGAUGAAUUGGACAAUCAACCUAAUAAUCCUCAUCCAGAUGAUGAUAAGAGUGAUGACUACUUGAAUAAAGGUACUUGGGGAGAACCAGGUAGUAGUAUGGGUACUGUUUCUGUACAUAAAAUUUCUACCACUACCACUUCAGGUCCAGAUACAACAGUUGACCCUAAGAAUCCAGGUUCUUCCAGUCCAAGUGCUACUGGUACUGAAAACACUCAAGGCGCUAACGACUCAACUAAACAAGUUCAAACCAACGAGAAUAUUAAUACUCUAAAACCCGACGACCACAUAGCCAAUGUUAAUAAGAAUAACCCUCCCAAUUCAAAACCCAACACAGAUACUGAUCAAAGCAGUGAAUCUGGACAAACUAACCAGGAUGGUCCCUCAAAAGGUCCGGAUUAUAGUGUCUCUGAAAAUUCAGCCGAAGUUAGUAACAAGAUCGACCUUUCCGACCUCCUUACCCCAUACCUUCCUACCAUUCCCCUUCUAAUGGGUAUUUCAAUUACAACCUACUUACUUUGGAAGUAUUUUGCCUUUCUUGGUAAGGGAAGAAAACGUCACAGGAGAGCUCCUCAAAUACGUGGUCCCUCCUUAGAACAGCAGAUUGUUGACCAUGUGGACCAACCUGGUCCACAAGUCUUAGACGAAUGUCAAAGGGGGGAUGUGGCAUUAACGAAGGAGGACUUUUUUGAAAUUUUGGUUCAAGAAUUUAUGGGAAGCGAAUUUAUAAAAGGAGAAAAUGUUCCUAAGGAAGAUGUUCCUAAGGAAGGUGUUCCUAAGGAACAGGUUCCAAGUUCAGAUUCCGGGUUUAGGGAAGAAGACUUUGGUCUUAAGGAAGAAGUUUAUAGGGAAGAAGUUCCUAAGGAAAGUGUUCCAUGUUCAGAUUCCGGAGGGAAUGGGUCACCACCGAAACAACAUCAGAAGAAACGUGGGGAUAACAUGACAACAGCAGGAUCGAAUGUGGCGGAUGCAGCCGCCAUGCGGCAGCAAAAAUUUUUCACUACAUUAUUAACAAAAUGGAUCAUGGCAAAGGGAAUGGUUCCGUCGAAGUUGGAAAACUUUAAGGGGGAUGAAGCCGAACAAGGGGAAAGGAAACGGGAACAAGGGGGCGAACCGGACAAGGGGUUCAACCGGACAAGGGAGGAGAGGAACCGGAACAAGGGGGGGAAGGAAACGGGACAACCCGAGUCUAACCGGAUAACGGGGGACAUCAAAACCGCAAUAUGGGUAGAGUUCGAGAAAUUCUGGAAAGACAUGAUGUUUAAUAUACUGGAUGAUGGGGAAGAGGAUAAAGAAAUGUGUACCACUUUCGGCGAAAAUGAGGAGAGGGAAAAGGAGUUAUGCAGAAUUCUAGCAAGAAUGUUUCUUUGGAUGGAUGGAUUAAAGCUAGGACGUAACGAGGCCGGAGGACAGGAUAAGUUCCGAUGGGUACAAAGAGGAGAGGAAGACGAAAAACUGGAAGAAAAGGAACUGAACUCUUAUUUAAGAUGUUUAAUUGGAAAAGUUACUAUGGUAAAAAUGUUGGGAAAACAUUGUCUGUUAAGGGAAGUAGCAAAAACCGUUGCAGGAGGUAGGGAAAAAAUGAGGCAAAAGAAGGGUCUUGGGCAGGGGAAUCAAUUCUGUAAGAACGUGGAUUUCGGAAGUUUAAAAUUGGGGAACAGGUUCAUGUGGGGGGAAAUUGAGAAGUGGAUAGAUGGCUAUGAGAGGACAGACGAUUAUGGUUUUGGGUUAUCGCUAGUAGAUAAAGGAAACAGCAAAUUGCACAAAAUAAGUGGCGAAGUAAAAGACAGUAGCAUUUGCCAAGAGGAAGGGGAAUUGGACCAAACAACCUUAAAGAAUUUAGAAAUAACUGUCUCCAACGACGAUAGUAAAGACCUGUCUCUAGAGGACGACAAGGACACUAAAACUUCGGGGAAGGUGGAGUUGGAGGAAUUAGUAGAGAAGGUCCAAGAUGCAGCGCGUGAGAACUGUAAGGAAAAGAGUGACUUAUGUGAGAAGGCAAAGUGCGUAGCAAAGAAAUUGAAGACGAAGACACCAGGGAAAAGUGAGAAUGAAGUAUGGGAUGACAUUAACACGGAGGCCACAAAUAUGUUUGAGAAAAUAUCUCAGGAUGGCAGCAAAACUGUGCCACCGUACUGUAUUGAUUCAAAGCCAACUAGUAGAAUUGUCACUGACCCAGAGGAAAGGGCAUGCCAAUACAUCACUUCAGGAUUACAGUACAUUUACGAUAUUCCGGAAGAUGGAGACGAAGCACACAAGAAAGAGAACAGAGCGCUCAAACAAACUAUGUUAUGCUUUGUUUUGAACGCUUAUGCAGAUAUGCUGAAAAAGGAGGUGAAAUCUCCCUGUGAGGUCAGUGAGGAAACAAUACAACAAGCAUUCACUCAAGGGAAUAACCAGUUUAAUAAGGGGUGUAAGGAAAAAAAGCAGGAUGGUACGGGUUAUUGUGUUAAGUGUGAAAGGGAUACAAAUUAUGCAAAGUGCGAAGUAAGUGAGAAGAAACUGUGGGAUGAAAUGAAAGAGAAGCUGUUCAAUGGGAAGGAAAGGAGUGAAAUACAACAAACUCUAACUACUAUAAGUUCUCUAAGUAACUUAUGUCACCGUUCACAAUGUGUAAUAACACAAUGGUCCAGGGACAAUUCAACGACGGAAAAUAGGAAGUGGGAGACAGACAGUUGGAACGACAUCAAGGAUAGGAUCAAGCCACUUGCGGACUCCAUGUCUAAGGCAAUAGAAAAUGAGCAUCAAUACUGCAAUGGUAUGGUAGGGAAGAACAAGGAAGUAUGCCAAUACAUUGCUAGAGGAUUGCAACAUAUAUACAACAUUCAAGGAGAAGGGAAGGAUGGGGAUAAAGGUGAACACCAACAAAAUUACAGAUUAUUUAAACAAACUAUGGCCUGUCUAAUAUUAAAUGAAUAUGGAAAUCUCCUUAAGGAAAAAUCUUGUAUCGACGGAAGUACCUUAGAAAAUGCCUUUAAUAUCAAUGGGGGGCUUCACGAAACUGCGUGCAAGGACAAAAAUAAUAAAUGUAUUCAAUGUAAGUGGGACACAUGUUCAAAUUUUAAAAUUGGAGAUAAGGACAUCGACCGGCCAAAAAUAAAAAAGGAACUCGAGAAUAUGAAAGAAUCGAAUACGAGGCACAUUGGUAUAUUUUGGAAUAAUGACGUCAACAAUCAAUUGAAAAGUCUUUCUGAAGACAUGCUCAAGAAUAAAGACAGUGUUGACAGUGAUUGUAAUAGGAUUCCAGGGUUAGAUAAUGCAAACAGGGAGGCUUGCAGGUUCAUUACUGCAGGUUUAAAGCAUAUUUAUGAGAUUAAAAGAGGUAGACCGCAGCCGGGGAAUGACAAAGAAAAGGAGGAAAGGAAGGUAGACGAUAACCUCAUAUUCCAUCGAACUGCGUCCUGUGUCUUAUUAAAUGCAUUUGCGGAUAGAAUGAUAGACCAAACGAAGGGUCAGCCGUGCCCCGUCACAGAAGAAGAAAUAAAAAAAAUGUUUAAUGAAGGAAAUACAAAUAAGGAAGAUUGGUGUAAGGGUACGUAUGCUAAUGGUGGAAAGAUGGAAUGUGAAGUAUGUGAAAGGGUACCAAACUUAAGUUGUGAAAUAGGCAAUAAGAAGGAAUACAAUGUAAAAAACAAAGUGGAUGAAAUGUUCAAUGAUAAGGGGAAGAAUGUGGAAUCACAGAAUGUUCUAACUACUGUAAAUUCUAUAAAUAAUGCAUUAUGUGCACGUGCAAACUGUGUAACAAUUAAUUGGUUUAAGGACAGAGACGAGGGAGGUGGCAAACAGAACUGGUGUACAUAUUGGGAUACGGACUUCAAGAAUAGACUGAUGGAACUGUCUAAGGAUAUGACUGAUAGUACUAAAUCUAUGGACGAUGAGUGUAAAGCCUUUCAGGGGAAAGGUGGGUCAGAUGAUGAUGCUAAUAAAAAAGCAUGUCAGUUAAUUACUGCAGGAUUAAAACAUAUAUAUGGCAUUCAGAAGACUGCAGUAAAAGAAACAGACCAAACGAAGAAGGACAAGGCAGAAAAGAAGGCUGUACAUAAUGUGCAGUUUGAGCAAGUUAUGAAGUGCAUUUUACUGAAUACAUACACAAACAAAAUAACACAAAAAUGUACGACGGUGCAGGAAGAAAAAAUAAAAAUAAUGUUUGAUAAAGGUAAUGCAAAGAUGGUUGAAUGGUGUAAGGGUAAGGGUCCGAAUGGUACGGGUGAUUGUAUAAAGUGUGAAAGGGAACUUACCUUAGAUUGCACAUUAAACGUGGAUAGUAACCUAUGGAGACCAGAUAAUAGUUGCGACAUUGACAAAGAAAAAGUAAAGGAAAAAGUGGAAGAAUUGAUCGAAGGGAAUAAUAGUAAAGUAGAUAAGCCGGACCAAAAAAAAAUAAAGGAUGCUCUGUCUGCUAUAACUGACAUAUGUCCAGUCAAACCUGCUACAGCAGCAAAACCUGUUGCUGCCAAACCAGCAGCAGUACGACCUUCUGCCGCAGGCACUGGAACCUGGAAUCCAGGUUCAUCCAGUACCGGUUCUACAGGAAACUGGAACCCAGGUUCUUCUGGUACCGGUUCCACUGGAACUUGGAAUCCAGGUUCUUCUGGUUCCGGUUCUACUGGAACUUGGAACCCAGGUUCUUCUGGUUCCGGUUCUACUGGAACUUGGAACCCAGGUUCUUCUGGACACGGCAGUACUGGCAUCCAGAACACUGGUAGUCCUAGACCAGGUUCUACGGGAACUUGGAAUCCAGGUUCUUCUAGUCCUGGUAGUACUGGACACCAAUCUCCUGGUUCCUCCGGACCCGGCGCUGCAGGUGAUCCUCCUGCUGGAGGUGGUGGGGGUGGAGGGGGCGGACGAGCAGGACAGGGACCUGGUCCAGGACAACAACCUCCCCCUCCACCACCACCCCAAGACGGUAACCAAUCCCAAGAACCAUCUCUACCACCCCUAGCAGCUGCUCCACCAUCGGUACUACUACAGCAACCAUCAUCAGCAACACAGUCACCAACACCAUCACGAACACAAACAAGAAAGCCACCACCAAUAGAAAAAACAUCAUUAACAGCGGCAGGGGCAAGAAGUAUAGUACCCGCUUCUAGAGGGGGGAAUGAAUGGAAUUUAGGGAAAGACGGGAUCGUCCCUUCUGAUAUUACCCCAUACCUUCCUGUAAUCCCUGUCUUUAUUGGUAUUUCUGCUAUGACCUAUCUCCUUUGGAAGUAUUUUUUCCUCGAAGUCUUAGACGAAUGUCAAAAGGGGGACCUGCAUUCGACGAAGGAAGACUUUUUUGAAAUUUUGGUUCAAGAAUUUAUGGGUUCUGAAUUCAUAAAAGAAGCAAAUGUUCCUAAGAUUCCGGGUUUAGGGAAUGAAGACUUUGUUCCUAAGGAACCUGUCCAAGUUCAGAUUCCGGGUUUUAGGGAGGAAGACUUUCUUCCUAAGAGAGAUGUUCUUAAGGAAGGUGUUCCUGUGGAAGAUGUUCCUAAGGUACAGAUUCAAAGUUCAGGUUCAGAUUCCGGGUUUUAG
Plasmodium coatneyi is the source of this 8550-nucleotide messenger RNA. Its product is annotated as SICA antigen. Bases 1 to 8550 code for a protein of 2849 amino acids. The transcript is spliced from 22 exons. The record is from RefSeq and is a predicted model, not a curated record. Lineage: Eukaryota; Apicomplexa; Aconoidasida; Haemosporida; Plasmodiidae.